Molecule: messenger RNA, 1600 nt
Organism: Mya arenaria
Lineage: Eukaryota; Metazoa; Mollusca; Bivalvia; Myida; Myidae
Product: collagen alpha-1(VIII) chain-like
Exons: 4
Coding region: 262-918 (218 amino acids)
Molecular function (GO): protein binding
Source: RefSeq, a predicted model, not a curated record
UUUUUAAUGCGUAAACUGUCUUUUUUUAUUUUCUAUCAGUCAGAAAAAAGUGCCUUUAUGUUUUUAAAUCUUAUUGUGUCAUCCAACAUGCCUUUAAGAAAAUCGUUGCUUUUCGUGUGUGCAAAUGUAAAUCUAUAUAGUUGAACCCUAUUUGGUGCUUUGGAAAAUUUUGAGAGACACCUUCCCACAUGACUUUGGAUGGACUGGUGUGGGUGUUCAUAAGUAGAACUACGACCUAUCACAGCACCUUAACACUCGCAGAUGCAACACAGCUUAUCAAAUAUGAAUCCACUUUUCAUCGGAGCCCUGCUUGCAGUAUGUCUGAGUAAUAGUGUACUUGGAAAGGCAUCACCUUGGGACCAACAGCAUCUUGCAUUGUUGUCAAAGGUGACAGAGCUGGAACGUAUCGUUAAAGAACUGCAGCAACAUCAAAGCCUUGAAAUUCGUACAGAUAAAGACGAAUUAUCCCGGCAAGCCAGACAAGCCGAGCUAUCAAACGUACGAUACGAUGGUGGUGAGUCCGGUUUCUACGUGACCAUGGAUAAACCACAAGAAGUAGAAACCAAAAUGCCUCUGAAGUUUGAUGACGUUGUGACAAACAUAGGCGGGGCUUAUGAUACACAAACCGGGAUCUAUACUGCUCCUGUGACUGGUACCUACAUGUUUGCACUAAAUGCCGUCUGUGCUGCACGCAACUUUCUGCAUCUGGCCAUCUAUAAAAACAACGCGCCUGCGUUUAAAGUAAUAUGUGAUGAUUUAAAAGGGGAGAUACAACAUCAAGGCGGUGGCACCACGAUUUUGAGACUGCAAAGAGGUGACAGGAUAUAUGUGACUAUGAUGUUUCCGCUUGGAACUGUUGGUGAAGUCAGAGGUAAUGGGAUGACGUCAUUUUCCGGAUACCUGUUGAAAGAGUUAUAAUAGAAAAAUGUAAAACUGUAUGUAAAUUCCAUAAUGCAGAUUUUUUGUGAACGGAUACAUGCGCUGAAUUUUAUUGAUGUAAUUCUUUGAUUGUUUUAAGUAAAGAAAUAAGGCUAAAUAGGGACAACUUUCCACCGAGAGUACGACGAAUAUCGUUAGAUCACAAACUGUAGUUGAAUGACGAAUGAAUAUUUAUAAUUUUAUUGAUUUUUUUGAAUCUGCAAAAUGAAGCAAAUUUCGGUUAUACUAAUGGAAAAAGCAAUUGUACGAUACAUUCGUAAACCGAUGUUCCCAAGAAUUUUAUGCCAAUACUGUUUCUAUGCCAAUACUCUUUCUAUGCCAACAGCCUAUAUUGCUAUUGCUUUUCAUGAUACAUUUAUUCAUUGCUUUUACAAGUGAAACCUUUAUUGAUGGUUAUAUUGAGCGUUGUAUUCAAAUGAGGUUUUACGAUUGACCAACUGCUUUUGUUAUAGUUGAAAUGGGAGAUGAACACAUUUUUCGAUUAAAGUGACCUGAGAAGUUAUAGCUUUUAAGAAAUCCGUGUUAUAGAUAUAAAAACAUGCCUUAACAUGAACGUUUAUUUGAUUUCAAAGGAGGUCAACAAUCUCAUUUUGUUUAUUAAUAUUACACGUAUUAGUCAUUAUUUGCCUUAAUUUCCAUAGAAAUAAAUUGUUACAAACUA